Molecule: messenger RNA, 942 nt
Organism: Peniophora sp. CBMAI 1063
Lineage: Eukaryota; Fungi; Basidiomycota; Agaricomycetes; Russulales; Peniophoraceae
Source: the annotation of a GenBank genome assembly
AUGUCCGACUCCGCAAUCCACUCUGCGGCUGGCGCUCUUGGCGGCAUCGUCGCGAUGACAGCUACCUACCCGUUGAUUUUCCUGUCAACGCGAGCUGCUGUUGAGACCAAGAACGAGAAUAAGUCAACGAAACAAGCUAUUGUGGAUAUUAUCUCCCGUGAAGGUUUCCUCGGACUAUACGACGGACUUAAGUCCAGUCUCCUUGGUAUCGCCGUGACCAAUGGAGUCUAUUACUACUUCUACGAGCGCACCAAAGCAGGUAUAGUCACCUCGCGUCCAGGUAGCAAGGGUCUGUCGACUCUGGAGUCUAUCAUUGCUGGCCUGAUUGCAGGUUCUGCGACUACCAUCAUCAGCAACCCAAUCUGGGUUAUUCAAACGUCGCAGGCGGUUCAGAGCAUGACGCCUGCACCGAGUAGCGAUAACCUGUUUGAGAAACCUGCGAAACCCAUCACCGUCAGGAAGCGUGGAUUCAUUGAAACCAUUCAGUACAUCCUACAGACCGGCGGUAUUGAAGCUUUCUGGCGUGGCAUCGGACCCGCGCUUGUCCUGGUCGUCAACCCUGUCUUGCAAUACACGGUGUUCGAGCAAUUGAAGAACGCUCUUGUGCGCCGACGCAAGGCGAGGGGAUCUGCAGGCGCGCUGACCGACUUGGACUUCUUCAUCUUGGGCGCCCUCUCCAAGCUUGUCGCCACAGGUACCACUUAUCCGUACAUUGUCGUCAAGUCUAGGCUUCAGGCAGGCCAUGAACAUGCGAAGCGCUACAAGUCAGCUCUGCAUGGAUUGCAGACGAUCAUCGCGGAAGAAGGCGUCCAGGGCGUGUACAAGGGCAUAGGCAACAAGCUCAUCCAAAGCGUAUUGACCGCUGCCAUCCUCUUCGCUGGACAACGCCGCAUCUUCGAGAUGACCAAAGCCGCCCUCGCCCCGGUCGUAUCGAAAGCGUGA